AGAUUAAAAAACAGGCAUGGAGAAGAAAAUUGGUAGAGUGACGCGGGAGGUCGUGCAUGUGGAGCACUGUAAGGGCGUAAACGGCCUAGACAAGGUCAUUUUGCGGGAGGUUCGUGGAUGUUCUGCUGAGGUGUAUCUGUAUGGUGGUCAGGUCACUUCUUGGAAGAAUGAAUAUGGCGAAGAGUUGCUGUUUCUUAGUAGUAAGGCGAUUUUUAAGCCUCCAAAGCCUAUCCGUGGAGGUAUCCCAAUCUGCUUUCCUCAAUUUGGGAGUCAGGGUUCUCUUGAACGGCAUGGAUUUGCACGGGACAGGUUUUGGAGUGUUGAUCCUGAUCCCCCACCUUUUCCAACAAAUAGUGCAAACAAGGCUUUCAUUGACUUAAUCCUUAAGCACUCUGAAGAAGAUGUGAAGGUUUGGCCUCACAGGUAUGAGUUUCGCAUAAGGAUAACUCUGGGACCCGGAGGAGAUUUGAUGUUGACAUCCCGUAUUCGAAACACAAACACUGACGGGAAGUCAUUUACGUUCACAUUUUCGUACCACACCUAUUUUUAUGUGACUGAUAUCAGUGAAGUGCGGGUAGAAGGGCUAGAGACAUUGGAUUAUCUUGAUAACCUGAAAGAUAAAGAGCGAUUUACUGAACAAGGGGAUGCAAUAACAUUUGAGUCGGAAGUGGACAAGAUAUAUCUCAGUACACCUACUAAAAUUGCUAUUUUGGAUCAUGAAAGGAAGAGAACCUUUGUCUUGCGGAAGGAUGGUCUUCCAGAUGCAGGUGAGUAA
Molecule: messenger RNA, 775 nt
Organism: Carica papaya (papaya)
Lineage: Eukaryota; Viridiplantae; Streptophyta; Magnoliopsida; Brassicales; Caricaceae
Source: RefSeq, a predicted model, not a curated record